Messenger RNA from Saccostrea echinata, 1101 nucleotides. Its product is annotated as THAP domain-containing protein 5-like. NCBI's taxonomy places the organism in Eukaryota, Metazoa, Mollusca, Bivalvia, Ostreida, Ostreidae. Gene Ontology annotation, molecular function: sequence-specific DNA binding. The record is from RefSeq and is a predicted model, not a curated record.
CAUUUAAUUAACCCCUUAUUAUCUUCAAGUAAACCAUAGAAUUUAAAUUAUAUUAGUUAUUCGGUUAUAUCUUAAUGUAUUUCCGAAAUAUUUACGGUAAAAGUUGUCACACCUGAAAUCUGACCUAAAAUUUUGUGCGAGUUAUGCCCCUUGACACGAACCCGCCAUAUUGAAACUACAGACGCUGAAACGUCAUGCUUCAGACGAUAGGGGAUUGAGAAAUAAAAUAUGGUGCUGUGUGCAGCACCAAACUGUAAUAUCCGAUACGGUCAGGGUGUGUCUAUGUUUUCCUUCCCCGAGGAUCCCAAAUUAUGCCAAAUUUGGGUAAGAAAGCUGAAAACCAUUAAUUAUUGGCCAUCCAAACAUUCCAAGCUUUGCGAGCGGCAUUUUACCCCAGACUGUUAGCCUUCCAGAGCGCGAUGCAUGAGGUAUAGUCGACUCCAGUUAAAAAAAGAUGCCAUACCUAGCAUGUUUGACUAUACUCCAUUGGAUACUAAAGCCAUUAAAGGCCAUAAAAGGAAAACAGCAGAUGUAGAUGUUUCCUAUGUACCAAAACAAAGUCGGACAUCGAAAGUUUUGGAGAAAAGACGUGCACUCGCAGCUCAGAACCUUAAUGAAGAUGUAGAGAUUAUUCUUCCUCCUCCGAGCCAGUUUCAGGACAGCCCAGAGACUCUAAGCACAGAACCAAGCUGUCAAAGUGGAGCACACACAAUGACUUUUGAAAUGUCUACACAGACUAAUUAUGGGUUGGUGAAAUGCAGGCAUGUCUCUAUACAGACAGAGAUUCGGCCCAGUACAAUAUCGACUAGUACCCAAACAGAAACAAUGUUUUCAUUGGAUGCACCUGAGGACCUUUACGAGAGCUUCGAGUCACUGGCCAGCACUGAUUCUGCAGCUUCAGAAUGGAUUCCACCUGAUCUUGAUGAAAACAACAACAUAGAUCAUCAUCAUGUUCCUCCAAGUCACUGUAGAAGAAAAUUUAUUGUAUUUGAAGAAUGUUUAGACCAGCUUCUCCAGAUUUGUACAAAAUGUGGACAGAAGUGUGACAUUAAGAAAACCAUAGUUGGAACUCUGUUGUUUGUGUCCAGGCAGCAAUUUUGA